AUGUCUCUGGUCGAACCGAAUCAAGACCUGUCUAAGUUGGUGAAAGACAAAGUGGUAAUAAUCACAGGCGGUGCGAGUGGGAUUGGGUAUUCUGCCGCUCUUGCUUUCCAUGGCAACGGUGCAAAGGUAGUCGUGGGAGACCUCAAUGCUAAGGAAGGCGAGAGUCUGGCUUCGCGUAUUGGGGAGAGAUUCCGUUUCGUCCAGUGCGAUGUAACAAAGUAUAAAGACCAGCUUACACUUUUUGAAGAGGCAAAGAGGUCUUUCGGCGGCGUUGACAUCGCCAUCGCAAAUGCAGCCGUCGGUAAACUUCCCGACCCUCUCACAGUAAUCGACGACGUCAAUGAGGAGCCUCCUCUCCCAGAGGUUGACAUCAACCUAAGGGGUGCCCUUUUUACAAGCCGAAUCGCGACGUAUUAUCUGAGGCAGCGUGGUGGAGGUGAUCUCAUCCUCGUUAGUAGCAUAGGGGGUUUCAAGGAAGCCGCGGAGCUCACGCCGUACGUCGCUACCAAGCAUGGGAUCAUUGGGUUAAUGCGAGGGCUUCGGGUGACCUCUCUGAAAGACAAUAUCCGGGUCAAUGUCGUAUGCCCCUGGACAACACCGGGUUGGGAGAAACUGAAACUUCCCGUUAACGAACCUGAGGAUGUCGCAACCUCAAUGUUGAUAUGUGCGACUGCGAAUCGCGCCGAAGGUCGGGCUCACGAUGGAGUGGACUCACCUUUCCAUGGAAAGAUCCUGUUUGUAGCAGGAGGAAAAGCUUAUGAGAUUGAAGAGCAGCUGCAAAAGCUCGAGCCCCAGUGGCUGGGAGCCGAAAACAGCCGACUCGUGGCACUUGGUAAUGACUAUCUACAGAAUGGCAAAACGACAUGGAAGCAGGAUUUCAAUUCAUAG
Scedosporium apiospermum is the source of this 888-nucleotide messenger RNA. RefSeq lists its product as uncharacterized. The transcript is spliced from 3 exons. The record is from RefSeq and is a predicted model, not a curated record. Gene Ontology annotation, molecular function: oxidoreductase activity. NCBI's taxonomy places the organism in Eukaryota, Fungi, Ascomycota, Sordariomycetes, Microascales, Microascaceae. Bases 1 to 888 code for a protein of 295 amino acids.